CCGUGUUUACAGUGCACUCUGGCACAGUUUUGCUCUGUUCUACUUUGCUGUAAGAGCUGUUAAUGUACCUUUCUUGCUUCUGACGCUGCGUUGUUACACUACAGAUCGCCGAACAAUGUCUCCGAAAAACCGUGUUUUUGUGGUCGGAGUUGGGAUGACAAAGUUUGAGAAGCCGGGCGCCAGAGAUGAGUUUGAUUACCCUGAUAUGGCCAAAGAAGCAGGACAGAAGGCCUUGGCAGAUGCAGGAGUCCCUUACUCGGCUAUAGAGCAGGCUUGUGUGGGCUAUGUGUAUGGGGACUCGACCUGUGGACAGAGGGCCAUCUACCACAGCCUUGGCCUUACGGGCAUCCCCAUCAUCAACGUCAACAACAACUGCUCCACGGGCUCCACCGCCCUCUUCAUGGCUCGCCAGCUGGUGCAGGGAGGUCUGGCCGACUGUGUUCUCGCCCUGGGGUUUGAAAAGAUGGAGAGAGGCUCCCUGUCAUCGAAGUACAUGGACAGGACCAAUCCCAUGGACAAGCACAUGGAGGUGGUGAUCAAUCGUUACGGCCUUGCUGCCGCCCCGGCUGCUCCUCAGCUGUUUGGCAAUGCUGGUCGUGAGCACAUGGAGAAAUACGGGACUAAAACUGAGCAUUUCGCUAAAAUCGCCUGGAAGAACCAUAAACAUUCUACCAACAACCCAUACUCUCAGUUCCAGAAUGAAUACAGUCUGGACCAGGUGCUGAAGUCAAAAAAGGUCUUCGAGUUCCUGACUCUGUUGCAGUGCUGCCCUACCUCAGACGGUGCGGGGGCAGCAGUUCUGGCCAGCGAGGACUUCGUGAGGAGCCAUGGACUCGAGGAGAAGGCCGUGGAGAUCGUGGCUCAGGAGAUGGUGACCGACCUGUCGUCUACGUUCCAGGACAACAGCUGCAUAAAGGCGGUGGGCUAUGACAUGACUAAGCUGGCUGCCAGAAAGUGCUUUGAUACGGCGGGCCUGAAGCCGACUGACGUUGACGUCAUCGAGCUGCAUGACUGCUUCUCGGCCAAUGAGCUCAUCACGUACGAGGCUCUGGGACUUUGUUCUGAGGGUGAAGCAGGGGAGCUGAUUGACAGAGGAGACAAUACGUACGGGGGGAAGUGGGUGGUCAACCCGAGUGGGGGCCUCAUCUCAAAAGGACACCCGCUGGGAGCCACUGGCCUGGCGCAGUGCUCGGAGCUCUGCUGGCAGCUUCGAGGGGAAGCAGGAAAUAGGCAGGUUCCUGGUGCAAAGGUCGCCUUGCAGCACAACCUCGGCCUUGGUGGAGCAGUGGUGGUCACUCUGUACAGAAUGGGCUUCCCACAGAUUGAAAGGUCUCAGCGGGUACAGGCUGUGCCCACCAGUGCCCCCAGUGGUUUGGAGGGGUUCAAGGCGCACGCAGUCUUCCAGGAAAUUGAAAAGAAGCUGCAGGAGGAUGGGGAGGAGUAUGUGAAGAAGAUUGGCGGCGUGUUUGCUUUUAAGGUGAAGGACGGGCCUGAGGGGAAGGAAGCUCUCUGGGUGGUGGAUGUGAAGAAUGGCAAGGGCUCUGUGGACAAUGACGCAGGUCAGUUGUCUGUCACCAACGGUACAGAGAAAAAGACAGACUGCACCGUCUGCAUGUCAGAUGCUGAUUUACUGGCAAUGAUGACUGGGAAAAUGAACCCACAGACGGCCUUCUUCCAGGGCAAGCUGAAGAUCACUGGGAACAUGGGCAUGGCCAUGAAGCUCCAGAACCUGCAGCUGCAGCCUGGCAAAGCGAAACUGUGAGGGGUUGACUGUGCCUCAGUCUCUCCAGGAGUCCACAGGACGGGGGGAGUUCCCUCUGCCCAUCUGUAGGGAGAUGGACACCCCCCCUCACCUCCCCCGCACCCACCUUGUUCUAACUCAGAGUAAUUGGAGCAAUUCUAGGUUUGCACAGACUUUGGAAUAUUAACGCAUCUUGAUUAAAAUGAUCUUUCUGUAAAUGAUUAAUAAUUGCAUAAGCUGUCUUAGAUCUUUUUUUUUGUUUUGACUUCCUGAGCAGGUAAUGUCCUAACCCUGUGGAAUUCCAUUUCUGUGUGUUAAGGGGAUAGUAAUAUACAUUUUCGGGGUUGGGUGAAUCUUGCAAGGUUGUACGAUUUGUUCUGCAAUUAUGACAAGUUUUUGCCCUUCGGUUAACUUCUACCAAAUGACUGGUGUGUUUUUGGGAAGAGGUCCAUACUGAGGAGGUGCAUUGAAUUUAUUCAUCUGCACGGUUAUUGGCCACUCAUGCAUUAAGAGGCUUAAUAAGGCCUUCUUAAAGCAUACAUAGCAUCGACUUGCCUGGUGUUCUACUGCUACCAUGUGAAGCAUUUGUUAAAAAAAAUGUUUAAAAUGCAAUGGUUUUUUAAUGGUUGAUGUAAACUGAAGCCUGUGCAGCAUAAGGAAGAGAACCAUGAAUUAUGUAUGAAAGUGAGCAGUAUGUCCCUGUGACAGAUCUCAUAGAGCACUGCAUGUGCUUAUAUCUGUUUAUGAAAGGUAAGUCAAUGCUCUGAAAUGCAUUCUGGUUGCUUUAAUAAGGCCCAGUGUAAAAGGAGUCUCUGUCCAUGUUUAAAUGGGGUCUUUUUAAAAGACCUUUAAAUGUGCCUAUAUCUGUCUUGGAGUUGUAGUCACUAUAUCUCUCUAGACUGGCAAUACGUUUUGCAGAUUGAUCCAGUAUAAAUCAUUUAGAUGUAUUGGAGUAAAAAAAAAUAAUUUAAAAAGAGUAAAGAGAGUCAGAAUUUUGAUGACAAAUGCAAAAAGUCCCGAUUUUCCUAAAUAAACCUUUCAAUAAAGAAA
Molecule: messenger RNA, 2791 nt
Organism: Anguilla anguilla (European eel)
Lineage: Eukaryota; Metazoa; Chordata; Actinopteri; Anguilliformes; Anguillidae
Gene: scp2a
Product: sterol carrier protein 2a
Exons: 16
Coding region: 116-1762 (548 amino acids)
Molecular function (GO): acyltransferase activity, transferring groups other than amino-acyl groups
Source: RefSeq, a predicted model, not a curated record